UCGACUGAGAAACACGGGGGGAAAUACUCAAAUUCCCUGUAACUCAUUCUUGACUUUGACAGACACAACAAUAGAGAAAUUGUUUAAGUGAACGGUGCUCAAGCCGUCGAAAUUCAGGAUAUAAAUUUGUCUAGUCGAUUUUUUAUUGUUGAUAAUGGAUGAUCGAAGUGAAAUAGCUCAGGAUGGUCCCGCCGGCAUGGACCCCGAGGGUGUCAUCGAGUCCACCUGGCAUGAGGUGUACGACAACUUCGAUGACAUGAACUUGCGUGAGGAGCUGCUGCGCGGCAUCUACGGUUAUGGUUUCGAGAAGCCGUCUGCCAUCCAGCAGCGCGCCAUCAUUCCUUGCGUUAAGGGUCGCGAUGUCAUUGCCCAGGCGCAGUCGGGAACUGGCAAGACUGCCACCUUCUCGAUCGCCAUCCUUCAGCAGAUCGACACGUCCAUUCGCGAGUGCCAGGCUCUGAUCCUGGCCCCAACUCGCGAGCUGGCCACGCAGAUCCAGCGCGUAGUGAUGGCGCUGGGCGAGUACAUGAAGGUACACUCGCACGCCUGCAUUGGCGGCACUAACGUGCGCGAGGAUGCACGCAUUCUGGAGUCUGGCUGCCAUGUGGUGGUUGGAACACCCGGUCGUGUCUAUGACAUGAUCAAUCGCAAGGUGCUACGCACGCAGUACAUCAAACUGUUCGUUCUGGAUGAGGCGGACGAGAUGUUGUCGCGCGGUUUCAAAGACCAAAUCCAGGAUGUGUUCAAGAUGCUGCCACCCGAUGUGCAGGUCAUUCUGCUAUCCGCUACCAUGCCCCCAGAUGUCCUGGAGGUGAGCCGUUGCUUCAUGCGUGAGCCCGUCAGCAUUCUGGUGAAGAAGGAGGAGCUGACACUCGAGGGUAUCAAGCAGUUCUACGUCAAUGUGAAGCAGGAGAACUGGAAGCUAGGAACCCUAUGCGACUUAUACGACACCCUGUCCAUCACCCAGUCGGUUAUCUUCUGCAACACCCGUCGUAAGGUGGACCAGUUGACCCAGGAGAUGUCUAGCCACAACUUCACCGUCUCGGCCAUGCACGGCGAUAUGGAGCAGCGCGAUCGCGAGGUCAUCAUGAAACAAUUCCGUUCAGGCUCAUCUCGUGUCCUGAUUACCACUGAUUUAUUGGCGCGCGGUAUUGAUGUGCAGCAGGUGUCGUUGGUCAUCAACUAUGACCUGCCCUCCAACCGCGAAAACUAUAUUCAUAGAAUCGGUCGCGGUGGUCGAUUCGGUCGCAAGGGUGUUGCGAUCAACUUCAUCACCGAUGAUGAUCGACGAAUCCUUAAGGAUAUUGAACAAUUCUACCACACAACUAUUGAGGAAAUGCCUGCUAAUAUUGCCGAUUUGAUUUAAAUUUUUCUGUUGAGCCGCAAAAACAACUACGAAUUCUAAAUAAUAAACAAAAAAAGUGAGUGAGCAAAAAAAUAAGAACAGCUACCAAGAACUGCGAAUUCGAUAACGGAGCGCAAAAUAUUAAAACUUAUUCAAAGAUUCAAAGAGCAAAGCAUUAAAGUCAAGUUAAAUAUUUAUUCAAACCAUCAAUUUAAAAAGGCAGAAGCAGCGAGCGACCAACAACACGGACUAGAAACGGGCACGGGCAUCGGGCAACAACACCAUCCUUGGCAGCCAUGGCAGCAGCAGCAUCAACAUCAAGUCUCUGGAGGAAACAACAUCUCGCCAAACAGAAACAGCAGCCGCAGCCGCAGGCGCCGCCACUACCCUGUAUUCAUUUAGUUCCUCCUUGUGUAACAUCAAUUUUAAAACUGCGUCGUCAACCAGCAACAACAAAUAUAUACAAAUAUAUACAAAAACCAUUUGCAUCUAUCUAAAAAGAACGUAAUAUCUAAACCCAAGUGCACCCAAGACGGAGUCCACUUGCUAAAACGGGUUGACAACUUAUAGCAAAAGCCACACCAUCAACCAUCUUUUUGCCACACCUUUGUUUUAGCUUUUUCUAGAACUAUUGAUAAAAUAUAUUAAAAACAACACAAACUA
Messenger RNA from Drosophila ananassae, 2008 nucleotides. It is a transcript of the gene eIF4A, whose product is annotated as eukaryotic initiation factor 4A. The record is from RefSeq and is a predicted model, not a curated record. The transcript has 5 exons. Lineage: Eukaryota; Metazoa; Arthropoda; Insecta; Diptera; Drosophilidae. Gene Ontology annotation, molecular function: ATP binding; RNA helicase activity; RNA binding. The coding region runs from base 155 to 1366 and encodes 403 amino acids.